CCCAAAGUUCAGUAUUAUGAAGAACUAAAAGAUUUAUGUCAGUGGGCCGGGGACACAUACAAAUCCAAUAGUUAUCACGAAGGAUUUCGAUCGCGACACUCUGGAAUUCAUCGAGGAAGAGAAAGCUAAGCGCCUUUUAAACGACGGUCCGGCCAACAUCGUAGAGGUAAAGGCUAUGGUAUCCACACCGGACAGAAAAAUUGAGAAUACACUGAAUAGGGCUGUUAAUACUGAACUUGACAGAGCCAUUCCUAUGGUUAUGAAUAGAAUGCAAGGUCCAAUGCCGAACAUGGACGAUGACCUUAGGAAAGAGUUGGAGCAAGCUUUGGUAGACGAAUUGGCGAAAAAUCUUGGCGAAACCAUCGAUAAUAUGGGUCCCAGCCCAACUGAUGAAGAUCUAGGAACUCUCAUUGGU
Molecule: messenger RNA, 415 nt
Organism: Strongylus vulgaris
Lineage: Eukaryota; Metazoa; Nematoda; Chromadorea; Rhabditida; Strongylidae
Source: the annotation of a GenBank genome assembly